AUGUCGAACACAAUCGCUCUCUAUCCUCUCUCGAACUUCACGUUCAGCACUAAAGAAGCUCAACCGGAAGAAGACCCAUCUGUUUCAGCGCGUCUACAGCGCCUGCAGAACAACUAUGAAGACUUCGGUAUGCGUCGCACGGUCGAAGGGAUCCUCGUUGUACAUGACCAUGGACAUCCACACAUUCUCAUGCUCCAAAUUGCCAAUGCGUUCUUCAAGCUUCCGGGAGACUACCUGAAGCCUGGUGAAGAUGAGAUCGAAGGCCUGAAGCGUAGGCUAGAUGACCGCCUGGCCCCGCCGACCGAGUCGCGUCAGUUCAACGCGUCCCAUGGCGUCGACAACGACUGGGAGAUUGGUGACUGCCUCGCCCAGUGGUGGCGCCCCAAUUUUGAGACGUUCAUGUACCCCUUUGUCCCCGCACAUAUCACGAAGCCUAAGGAGUGUAAAAAACUCUUCCUUGUUCAGAUGCCUGAGCGCAAAGUGCUCGCGGUCCCAAAAAAUAUGAAGUUGCUUGCGAUCCCGCUCUUUGAACUCUACGACAAUGCCGCACGCUAUGGCCCUCAACUCUCCGCUAUUCCGCAUCUGCUGUCUCGGUAUAAUUUUAUUUAUCAAUGA
Messenger RNA from Heterobasidion irregulare TC 32-1, 615 nucleotides. RefSeq lists its product as uncharacterized. Gene Ontology annotation, cellular component: mRNA cleavage factor complex. The coding region runs from base 1 to 615 and encodes 204 amino acids. The transcript has 8 exons. The record is from RefSeq and is a predicted model, not a curated record. Gene Ontology annotation, molecular function: mRNA binding. Lineage: Eukaryota; Fungi; Basidiomycota; Agaricomycetes; Russulales; Bondarzewiaceae.